GUGGUAACUUGACGCAGUCUUUUCACUUCAGCGCAAGACCCAUCUGUUGAAUAUGUGUCUCGGCCGGCGGAGGAAGAGGUCGUUUUAGCAGCGGCCGCUGGAAAAAAACGAGGAACAAGGAAGGACCCAGUGUGCAUCACUCGGCUACUGACGGUUAUGGCGACCAUUGUGAUGGAGAGAAUUGGGCGAGUGUUCAUCAGCCUGCAGCAGAUCAGGGAGGUUCCUCAGAUGCUGACUGAUGCUGCACCCUCCAUGCCCGGCACCGUAACGGACACCGAGGUUCCCUACUACUUCAGGGAGCGCUACGUCUGCACCGGCUACCGGCCACUCUACCAAGACUGGCGCUAUUACUUCCUGUCUUUAUUCCAGCGCCACAAUGAGACAAUCAACAUCUGGACUCACCUGCUGGCAGUUUUAGUCAUUCUGGUUAGAUUACGGCAACUCUCUGAGACUGUGGACUUUGUUGGUGAUCCUCAUUCAUGGCCCCUGUUGAUCCUCAUCCUGUCCUCCUUGACCUACUCGGCAUUCAGUGCAGCAGCUCACCUGCUGGGUGGAAAGUCUGAGCUGUGUCAUUACAUCUUCUUCUUUCUGGACUAUGUUGGGGUAGCCCAGUAUCAAUACGGCAGUGCUGUAGUUCACUUUUACUAUGCUGUGGAUGAGAGCUUGCACAGACACGUGCAUGGGUUCUUCAUGCCCGCUGCCGCAGCCCUCAGCUGUCUCUCGUGCCUGGGAUGCUGCUAUGGCAAGUACUUCAACCACAGCUUACCGCCGUGGGUGCGUAAGGUGUGCCAGGUGGUGCCCUCGGCGCUUGCCUACAUCUGGGACAGCAGUCCUGUGGCUAAAAGGCUCAUGUCAUGGUCUCUAGCCAGCAAUGACCCAGCCAUUAUCUAUCACUUUGGCCAGGUGGCUUUCUUUCUUAGCUGCAGCUUCUUCUUUACCUUCCCUCUGCUAGAGCGCUGCUUCCCUGGGCGGUGCGAUUUCCUGGGUCAGAGUCAUCAGAUCUUCCAUGUACUCUUAUCUUGCUGCACCCUGUGUCAGAUCCAUGCCUCCCACCUCGACUACGUGGGCCGUAGGAAGCUGUACUCACGUCUGCAUAAGAGCGGUGAGGCUGCUCUCUUCGUGGGACUGUACGCGGUCACUUUGGUCGGGUGUGCGCUAGUUGUUGCCUUCAUGCUGAAGAAAGCUAAACAAGUGCUUGAUUUCAAAGCCAAGUCCAAAUGAGAGAUUAGAUUUUGUAGGAACUAUAUAGAAUACCGUUUAUGUGACUUUCCUUUUAGCUUUGAUAGAAAGGGAACCCAUUUCACUGUACAUGCUACUGGCUUGUAUUAUGUCAAUAGUUGUUGACAACUUGACGAUUUGAUAACUCUGGCAAUAUAACGUAGGGUUACAUAAUGAUGUUAGGAGUUGGUAUUUUGGCACUGAUUAGUAUUAUAAUUUGUUUAAUAAUUCACAGUAACAUUAAUGUAAUCAAAAUCAGAUUCUCAACAUCACUGCCUACAGUAUGUGGCCGUUUAUAAAAUCCCUGCUGUAACUGAUAAAAAUACAUGACAUGGAAAGGGAUUUGUCAAAUUAUCCAGUUGGAGUAUGGUUUCACUUUUUAUACUAGGAUACAGGGAUAUGUAAAACAGCAAUUAAAAUGUACUAAUAUUAACAUAAUAUAUUUUGAAACUCAAUGUUUUGUUAGUAAUGCUAUGGGGCAUAUUUCAUAGAAACUAAUGGAUUUAUUUUUAGUAAUACAUGUAAAAAAAGAGAACUUUAGAAAUGGUUAAAUGGUAAUACUCUCACUGCUUGUGGCAACAUUUUUCCUACACAAGAAGCUACUUCAUAAUUGAAGUAAAGACACUAUAAUCUAGUAACAUUAAAAAAAGAUUACCAUUUUACAUUGUAAUAAUUUUACUACAUGCAGGACCAUCGGCAUUGUGCCUUGAGAGUCAGUUGCUGCACAUUUUAUAUACAAUUUAGCAAACCGUUGGUGCUAAUGGAGUAUUACCUUGUGAUUUGGUACUGUUCUCAAACCCUAAAUGCCAUCAGAUGUGUAGGUUUUUCAGAAACAAAAGCUUUAGGAUUUAAGUUACCAUUUUCAUGGCUUUAUGCCAUAGACUGUAAAAUAGUAGACAUGGAAUGCCACUUUGAAGCCUCGAGUUUGGCAACACAGACGUUGGCAUCUGGGUUGGUUGCAUCUAGUGACGGUUUUUGACAAAAGGGUUGAGCUGGGUAGGAUGAUGCUGUUUUUUUUAUGGUUGCAAUGGCGCUGCGCUAAGAUAAACGUUAAAGACGGGAAGUUGCCGAUUUCCAACCCCUCUGAAGCAAGUCAUCCAGCAGAGUUUUAUAGUCGGUUAAACUCGGACCUCCCGGUACUGCCACCAUUCAUCUGCAUGCACGGCAUUUCAGAAAAUCCUAUGACUUUCCCUGAAGUUACCAGCUAUUUCUAGCACUAGUUAGCUAGCUUUAUUAUCACAAUGCUAAACAAGACUUCUUUUGGCCACCACAUGUUUUGAUUAACUUUGAAGUGGAAACAUACAGUGACAGUCAAAGUUUAGGAUGAAAACAUGGACAACACCCAAAAGCAAGUUCACGGCUAUUUACACAGGGCCAUGGUUAGCACUGCUAAGCCUCUGCCCCGAAAGCGUCCCGAUUUUAUCGUCCAUUUAAAAAGAAAUGGGACCAUAAUGAACAUUGUGCUGUAUUGAAGAAGACUUGAAAGUGUCGAUUGAGAUCAUAAACUCAUUAUUAAAAUAAUAUAUCAAGUAGAAGUGGUUACUUUCUCAGAUCUUUUUGUAGCCCGUAGAGUCGCCCUCUUCUGGAAAUUAGAAAGACUGCAGGUUUAAGGCGUUUCCGCAUUGGCUUCAAUUUUCAAAGGCGGAUGCUUUGCCCAUUAUUUUUACAGUCUAUGGUUUAUGCAUUUCGGUUAGGUUUAAAACCUGCUGACACAUGAUUAGAUGUUUGCUAGCAUGAGAUGAGAACCUUUUUGUUUUGCUUGCACAAGUUCCAUUACUUUAAGAUAUAUUGAUACGCUGCCUUUGGACUGUAUUUAUGAAAGCUGGAUAUUUUUUUUAUGAGAGCUCUAAUGUUUGAUCAAGUCUUAAUUAGAUAAAUAUGUCUAAGACAUGCAGUAUUUGUCGACUGUUUUGUAUUAUGUUUAUUAAUAUGUCAGCAAUCAUUGCAUUAUGUCUUAUUGGAAUACUUGAUUAUGGCCUUUGAGUCCAAGAGGGAAAAAGGAAUGUUGGUUAAGUAUGAGUGUACUAAUUACAGAUAAAGGUACUGUGAUGAUGUACGUCUUUGGGAGAUAAUAAUGAUACUACUGACCAUGAUUUAAAGACCGUGGGAUUGAGGUAAACAUCUCUUGGGGACAGGCCUGGUCUGAAGGUAGAAAUCUUUUUUCCUUUUUUAAUAAAAGCACAAUUUUUCUC
Messenger RNA from Etheostoma spectabile (orangethroat darter), 3410 nucleotides. It is a transcript of the gene paqr7a, whose product is annotated as progestin and adipoQ receptor family member VII, a. Gene Ontology annotation, cellular component: plasma membrane. The record is from RefSeq and is a predicted model, not a curated record. Gene Ontology annotation, molecular function: steroid binding; nuclear steroid receptor activity. Gene Ontology annotation, biological process: response to steroid hormone. Lineage: Eukaryota; Metazoa; Chordata; Actinopteri; Perciformes; Percidae. The transcript is spliced from 2 exons. Bases 157 to 1221 code for a protein of 354 amino acids.